This is a messenger RNA of Eimeria acervulina, 639 nucleotides long. RefSeq lists its product as hypothetical. Gene Ontology annotation, biological process: endoplasmic reticulum unfolded protein response. The record is from RefSeq and is a predicted model, not a curated record. Gene Ontology annotation, molecular function: ubiquitin-specific protease binding; misfolded protein binding. Gene Ontology annotation, cellular component: Hrd1p ubiquitin ligase ERAD-L complex; endoplasmic reticulum membrane. NCBI's taxonomy places the organism in Eukaryota, Apicomplexa, Conoidasida, Eucoccidiorida, Eimeriidae. Bases 1 to 639 code for a protein of 212 amino acids. The transcript has 2 exons.
AUGGAACAAGUAGACUUGUUUUUUACCCACAUCCCGCCUGUGACGCGGGUCUGUCUUGUGUCUUCAACUCUGUUGAUGGCACUCUGCACUCUUGAGAUCAUCUCACCUUUCUCGUUGUACAUGAACUGGCAGCUCGUCUUUACACACGGACAAGUCUGGCGCCUGAUUACAUGUUUUCUUUUCUUUGGAACGUUCUCGCUUCACUUUUUCUGGAAUGUGUACGUCCUUAUUUUCUAUUGUUCAACUUUGGAGGAGCACCGCCGUAGUGCAACAUUUCUGUGGAUGCUUAUCUGCACGGGAGGACUUCUUCUGGCAUUCUCAUACAUUUUCGGAGUGAGCUCGUACUUCUUCAGCGGCUCAAUGAUCAACGUCAUGACUUACAUCUGGGGUCGCCGGAAUCCAAAUACGCGACUGUCAAUUUUCUUCAUGCCUGUACAAGCUCCCUACUUGCCCUUUUUGUUGGCCUUGUUGUCCCUUCUUGUGGGCUGGAAUAUGGCGGACCACCUCGUGGGCAUCGCAGUUGGCCACUUAUACUAUUUUUUCGAAGACGUCUAUCCGCUCCUGCCCACCAGCAAGGGGUUCCGCAUCUUCCGCACCCCUCGGAUCUUGAUGUGGCUGCUGAAACAGUCGGAGGACUGA